This is a messenger RNA of Olea europaea var. sylvestris, 1787 nucleotides long. RefSeq lists its product as uncharacterized. The record is from RefSeq and is a predicted model, not a curated record. The coding region runs from base 377 to 1657 and encodes 426 amino acids. The transcript has 5 exons. Lineage: Eukaryota; Viridiplantae; Streptophyta; Magnoliopsida; Lamiales; Oleaceae.
UGGAUUAUAAUUUCAUAUUCUUUAGUUCUAUUCGUUGCAGGUUUCGUCCCAGUUUAUCUUUCAUAAAUUUCUUGAUUUUCUUAUCUAUGAUUAUGCUUGUGUUUAAACUGUUCAAUUCAUGCUAAUGAGUGAUAAAAGAUUCUUGCCGGCCUCAUCUCUUUUGAGAACAAAACUUAUUUUUUUGUUGCUACAUUUGCAGUUUCUGGUAACAAUUUUUUCUUCAGAAUCCACCUGUUUCGGAUUAUCAUGUCUUCGUUAACUUUGCCUUAGAAAUAGUAUCUUCUUUUCAUCUGAUGUGCAGAAUCCACGUUGAAACAUUGUAGAUUUUAUUUUUUUCAUUUUUGAAGGUGAGAUUCAUUUCGUCCAACGAAAAACAAUGCCUAGAGACACUAAGAAGGUUCUGAUGGUUCAACAUGCUUCGGGACUACUCGAUUUCGAAUCCAUCAGAAAAACCCUAAAGUCACUUAGCCCUAAUGACAAAAUCACUGUUCUUGCAAUUAUACAGAAGACAUCAGCCGAAGACGACAAUAAGAAAAACAAAGACAUUAAAGAGAAGCUAGAUGAAUAUUCAAACUGUUCAGAUAUUGCUGAGAUUAAGAUACUAGCUCAAGUGCAACAGGUGGAAUUUAAUGUAGCAGUUGAGGCGGGUUCGCUCAAUGAAGUUGCAGUCGAAUAUGCUAAGAAAUUCGGGGCAACACGCGUGCACCUUCCAUGGAGUUUCUCAAUCAUGCAAGCAGAAGAGCAAAAUCAAGAAAACUCCAGUCAUAAAUCCCUCGUAGAGAGACUAUUGCUCGAUAAGCUAGCAGAACUCGUUUCGUCUGGACCUCAGUUAUCAUCAACAAUGGCUGAUAGAGGAAAAGGUCACCCCAAAAUCCCACCACUUGCUGAUGAUCCCUCAGAGAAGAUUCGUGCUAGAAGGGAUUCUGGCUCAAGUUCAAGCGUUCUACCUCCACGAAAGUCACAUCAUUUCGGUCCUUUAAAAGGGGUGUUUCCCAGUAUCUCCUCGCCGAGCAAUGUCAACCAACCGGCCUUUGAUGAUGACCUAGAGGCCUCAGACACACCCCUCGGGAUGCUUCCCUAUCCUAUAUCUGAAGUUAUUGGCAUUGUCGGGAAGUUUUGGGUUCAGAAACACUCCGAGAAGUUGCAGGGGUUGGAAGACAGUCAGGUCAGGAAUGGAGCCCUUAGCUACAUGGUGAAGGCAUUGGUUUAUACCAUUGAAGACAACAACAGGACUUCUAAGCUUUUGGGCAAAACUGAAGGCUUAAUUGAUGAGAAUGCGAAGCUGCAAGAAAAGGUUGGUGAGAUGGAGGAUAAACUGAGUAUUCUGAAGAAUUUAAAAUCCAAAAUGCAGACUAGGCUGAAAAGACGUGAUGCUAGAAUUGUUAAGCUAAAGGCUAAGAUUACGGCCCCGGAGGAGGAAACUGAGAAGGCAAAAAAAGAAGCUACUGAGGCUAUAGAAAACUUUAAGGAAACAAAGGAGUAUAGAGCUUUGAGGGAAGAGUUGUACCAUCAAGGGGCUGAUGCCAUGAUUGAGUCGAUCACUGCAGCACGACCUGAUUACGACCUCAGCUUCUUAUACUCAUCUGAUGAGGAUGAGGACAAGAUAUCAACCGACGAAGAUCUUGAUCAGGAUUGGAAAACAGAAGAGAAUUGUUGAAAUGAGAGAUUUAUCCACCACGAAAUCACAUUAAUUCAGCACUUGUUUCUGUUUAUUUAUAAUUUAAAUGGUUUACAUUUACUUGUCGAACGAGCUUCUAGUUUCAUCGAAUAAAAAAUGAACGAUUAAA